AUGGCAUUCGUCUAUACAGGUUUAGCAAUAAUUGGAAUGGUUUUCUUCUCUCCUGUUAUUAUACCAGCACUAUUUCUGGGAGGGUUAUUUUAUGACUUUUUCAAUUCAAAACUGCCACCUGGAAUUGACCAACCUCUAAAGCUUCGUUUUUACCAUUCCGUGAUGAUUACAACCAUGAUGUCGGGCAAGAUUCUGGAGAAGCUAGGGGUCUGCAGUGAUUUAACCUUGCUGCGAUUUGUGGUGGAUGGAAUACCACCAUGCAGAGAUUCAAAACUUCUUAUCAAGGAUCUCAAAGUAGAUGAGGUACCUUUGAGGAUUUAUCAGCCUAAGUGGCCACCUACUGGCAAAAGAAGAGGAAUACUGUAUUUUCAUGGAGGCGCUGGCACAUUUGGGAGCAUUAGAGCCUUUGAAAGAGUAUGCCGCUAUAUUGCCAAAAAAUGUGACUCAGUGGUUGUGUCUGUUGGUUAUCGUUUGGCUCCUGAACACCCAUAUCCAGGGCAGUAUUUUGAUUGUCUCAAUGCUACCAUAUACUUUAUGAGGAACUUAGAAGAGUAUCACGUGGAUCCUGCUCUCGUCAUCAUUAGCGGUGACAGCUGUGGAGCUAAUUUUGCUACGGUUAUUUGCCAAAUACUGGUAAAUAAAAGGGAUCUCCCAAAAGUACGUGCACAGAUCUUACUUUACCCAGGACUACAAGGGCUAGAUUUUCAUUUGCCUUCCUAUCAGCAGAAUGCUAGAGUCCCCGUGUUGUAUCGGAAACUAGUUAUCUACUUCUGUUUUCGUUAUCUUAAUAGAGAGCCAUCAUUUCUGGAAGAUGUCCUAGAAAAUUGCCAUGUUCCUGAGACUAUGAAACGGAAAUAUAAAAAAUGGAUAAGUGCUGACAAUAUUCCUGAUGAAUUUAAGAUUAGAGGCUACAUACCGCAGAAAUUCACUUCAUACAAACAUGAAGUCCAUGAAGCAGUCAAAGAACUGUUAGCAAUAACAUUUUCCCCCCUUUUAGCUGAAGACUCAAUUAUUUGCCAGCUCCCUGAAUCCUACAUUGUGACCUGUGAGUUUGACGUGCUUAGGGAUGAUGGACUGUUAUACAAGAAGCGAUUAGAGGACAAUGGCAUUCAAGUAACCUGGCAUCAUUCCGAGAGUGGUUUUCAUGGAAUUUUAGCCUUUUUUGGCUAUGGGAUUUUUUCCUUUUUAUCUGGAAAAAAGAUACUGGAUAACACUGUGAAUUAUAUAAACAGUCUAUGAAAGUAUUUUUCAGAAAAAUGGUGCGAGUCUUACACUACCCAUGGUGAAUUUAUACUUGGCAAAGAACGCAAACACAUUUGAUUUAUGUUUUCUAUUUUGACUGCAUGAGGAAGUGCAUCUAAUACUUUCUAAUUUCUCCAGUUACUCUCAAACAAAUGGUAAGAUUAUUUAAAACAUCAGCAUUCUAGGAAACAUUAUUAUAAAAACACACAAAUAAGAUCAAGCACCUGGCACUGUUUCACUUCACCUCCCGCAGUUCUAGUACCUCUGCACAGCUGGCACACAUUCAAGGCAAACGACAAGCACAUCUCUUCCUGAAGCUUCUAUUGCAGCCCAGAAAUGCUGAAGACAACAGCUGGCGGCUCCUUUGGCCAUUGUGGGAGGUCAGAGAUGGUAACGGUACCAGAGAGAGAGCAAUAUCUCUUAGGUUCUGUGGAGUCCUAUGUCAGACAGUAAAACUCCAGCUAUGUAUUUUAAUUUCUAGGGUUAGCUGGCACAAAGACUACAUUUUUCCUGAAAUACAGGUGUCUGUCUGGGACAGACUUUCUCAAUUGGAACUACUACGGAUUUGAUUUUGUUUGGAACUUGAGAAAUGAUGUUUUGUUUCGGAACUUGAUUCUUAAACUGGAAUCCCUAAACUUCAGUGAAUGUGCACAUGUUAGCGGAGUGCAGAGAUGAACCU
Molecule: messenger RNA, 1921 nt
Organism: Oxyura jamaicensis (ruddy duck)
Lineage: Eukaryota; Metazoa; Chordata; Aves; Anseriformes; Anatidae
Product: arylacetamide deacetylase-like 4
Exons: 4
Coding region: 1-1239 (412 amino acids)
Cellular component (GO): membrane
Molecular function (GO): carboxylic ester hydrolase activity
Source: RefSeq, a predicted model, not a curated record